ACGCGCCAAAAAAUCGGAAUCAACAAAAAGAGCUUCAACCAUAAGAAAUAAACAAAUUUAAUAUUAAAUCGCGUUGUACUACCAAGAAUUCACACUAAAUUGAAACAUAAUGGCAAACAAAUUCACUCCACUUUCAACAGGAUGUAUCAAGCGAAUCCUCUUGGGUGAAGAAUUGGGGAGCACUCCAUUCGUUCUCCAGGUGAUUGAUUCAAGACGUGUGAACCAGCAAAAGUCUGAUUUAAACAGAUACAGAUUAUUAAUUUCUGAUGGUGUUCAUAUUGCAUCAUUCGCUAUGUUGGCUAUUGAUUUGAAUCCAAUCUAUGAAUCUGGUCAACUAUCAAAGAACACAAUAAUUCGAGUCACGAAACAUAAUUGCAGCGUCGUAUCUCGUGGGAGUGUCGGUUCUGACCGACGAGUUCUUGUCCUCAUGGGUAUAGACAUUCUUCAUUCCGGUGAGGAAGUUGGCUCUAAAAUCGGAAAUCCAGAUUUAUACGAUCCCAAGGGUUCGACAUUGAAUGCUGCUGGAACACAAAAGGAAAAUUACAAUGACAAUGCAGGAGCUUCAUCUUAUAAUAACCAAAGUAACGCCUAUCAAAAACGAGAAAACUCUUAUGGAAAUCAAAGUAUGAACGCUUCGUCUUCAAAUUUGAAUGAACAUCUCACAAUGCCAAUCGAUUCGUUGAGCCCUUAUCAAAACAAAUGGGUGAUUAAAGCUCGCGUUACUGCAAAAUCUCAGGUUCGAACAUGGUCGAAUCAAAAAGGCGAAGGAAAAUUAUUUAACUUCGAUAUUUGUGAUGAAUCUGGAGAAAUUCGUGUCACAGGAUUUCGUGAUCAAGUCGACAAAUAUUAUGACAUGAUUGAAGUUGACAAAGUUUAUUACAUCACAAAAUGUCAACUGAAACCAGCAAACAAACAAUAUUCAAAAUUGCGGAACGAUUACGAGAUGACGAUGGGAAAUGAAACUGUUAUUCAGGAAUGUGACGAUUUAACUCACAUUCCAGCCAUCAAAUACGAUUUUGUGUCAAUCAGCGACAUUGCAGCAAAAGAAGCAGGAGCAUUUGUUGAUGUUAUUGCAGUUUGUAAAGAAGCAAGUGAUCUCGUCAAUUUGACAUCUCGAGCCGGAAAAGAUUUGACAAAGCGUGAAGUAACUUUGGUCGAUCAAAGUGGAGCUUCAAUUGUGUUGACGCUUUGGGGCGAAGAAGCCAAAAACUUCCAAGGGUAUGAGCAGCCAGUCGUUUUACUGAAAGGUGCCAAAAUUGGCGAAUUUGGAGGUGGCAAAACUCUUGGCGGGAAUGCAAUGAAGCUGAAUCCUGACAUUCCUGAAGGUCACAAACUUCGUGGAUGGGUCGACAAUGGUGGAAUGGAAGGAGAAGUUAAACAACUGUCAAUGCGUACUCAAGGAAACUUUAACACCGAAUGGAUGACAUUCCAUGAAGCAAAAUUACGCAACUUGGGAGCUGGUGACAAACCAGACUAUUAUCAAGUCAAAGGAUUCAUUCACAAUAUUCGCUCAUCAAACGCUUAUUACAAGGCUUGCAUCAACACUGGAUGUAACAAGAAAGUCAUUGAUCAAGAGAACGGAACCUAUCGAUGCGAGAAAUGCAACGUUGAAAGUUCGGAAUUCAAAUAUCGUUUGCUGGUCAAUAUGUUGGUUGGUGAUUGGACAUCAAAUCGUUGGGUGACCGUUUUUGCUGAAGUUGCUGAAGAACUAUUUGGAAAAACGUCACAAGAAAUUGGAACAAUGCUUGAGUUCAAUAAGGAAGAAGCUGAUGCCAUUUUCAAUGAUCUUGCAUUCCAACAGAAAGUCUUCAAGUUAAGAACCAAAGUUGAAACUUAUCAAGAUGUACCAAAAAAUAAAGUGACAGUCUUAUCAAUAUCCGAGCCCAACUACAAGGAUUACAAUAAGCAACUUUUGGCAAACAUUCAGCGUCUCACUGGAAUUCACACAAAUAAUUAAAAAACUUUCACAUG
Clunio marinus is the source of this 1971-nucleotide messenger RNA. Lineage: Eukaryota; Metazoa; Arthropoda; Insecta; Diptera; Chironomidae. The record is from the annotation of a GenBank genome assembly.